AAGGCGAAACCAUUUUGUCAGCAGUAAGUGCCAUGUAGCCCUUCCCAAGACCUCUGGACUUGCAUUAUCCCUCCAGUUUAGCAACUUCAUGGCGCUGACUUUACACCAGAUCACAGAAAAAGGCAGGAGCUGUGAACGUCAAGCUCACGGAGCAACCAAUAUCGCUACACUCCGAAUCCGAGACGUCAGUCCCCCGCAGGAAGACACGGCUAUCUCUACAGAUGGGCGCUCUGGGUAUAACCGUCGUAACGAAGAGCCCACUGUUGGUACCGAUGGACGUUCCGGAUAUAAUCGCCGCAGUGAAGACUUAGUCGUGACCACAGAUGGUAGAUCCGGAUACAACAAGCGCGAAGAAGAGACCGCUAUCAAGACCGAUGGCCGCUCUGGGUAUAACCGACGCAACGGCAAGGAGACGUCAGAUGUUACCACUGAUGGUCGUUCUGGUUACAACCGCCGCGAACAGGCUACUGAUGCGACUUCCGACGGACGGUCCGGAUAUAACAGACGUGGAGAGGAGCUGACAUCUACUACUGAUGGGCGCUCCGGAUAUAAUAAGCGUGAGCAAGUCUCUGCUAUUACAACUGAUGGGCGCUCGGGGUACAACCGUCGCCAAGAAGUCUCAGACGCCACCGCCGAUGGACGGUCUGGAUACAACAAGCGCGAAGAGGUAGUUGACGCUACAACUGAUGGUCGAUCUGGUUACAACCGUCGUGAAGAGACGGACGGCCGCUCAGGAUACAACAGCGUGGAAGAUGGUCGUUCUGGCUAUAACCGUCGCGAAGGGACCUCAGACGUCACCACUGAUGGACGGUCAGGAUACAACAAGCGAGAGGAAGAGGACGGUCGCUCUGGUUAUAACGGAGUGGAAGAAAGAGCUUCCGGUAUCGCCCGUCGCGAGGAAGUCGCUGACGCCACCACUGAUGGGCGAUCUGGAUAUAACAAGCGGGAGGAAUCCUCGGCCGUUGGUACCGAUGGGCGCUCAGGUUACAACAAGCGCGGUAAGGCCACUGAUAUCAAUACUGACGGUCGUUCUGGCUACAAUCGCGCAAUUUGAAAUUUGGAAGAAAUGGCGUACCGCAACGCGCGAGGGGCCCAAAUUUAGAUACAACGAGCUCAGGCUCUAGCAUCAACUUUCACUAGCUGCUUAGACUUAGACUGGUAGCAGACUUGACGUAAUUUACUUCAUUUCUUAACAAGAA
Messenger RNA from Colletotrichum godetiae, 1199 nucleotides. RefSeq lists its product as uncharacterized. Bases 89 to 1054 code for a protein of 321 amino acids. The transcript has a single exon. The record is from RefSeq and is a predicted model, not a curated record. Lineage: Eukaryota; Fungi; Ascomycota; Sordariomycetes; Glomerellales; Glomerellaceae.